Messenger RNA from Schistosoma spindalis, 3422 nucleotides. NCBI's taxonomy places the organism in Eukaryota, Metazoa, Platyhelminthes, Trematoda, Strigeidida, Schistosomatidae. The record is from the annotation of a GenBank genome assembly.
GAACAAUAGUAUUAUUGGAACAGUUGACCUCAAAAGCCGAUUGUUGCCAGAUUUGAAAUGUGGAUGUGUUUCUGUUCGACUCAUAACUUUUUGAAAUGAUUCUGAAGCCUGUAAUGUUGGUCACGGUUUUCAUCUUAAACAUACUUCUUCAAACGGUUCACAGUCUUGCCUACAGCCAAAUAGAAGGUGUUUAUGUCCUGCAUCCUGAAGAUUUCGACAACAAAACAUCUGAAGGAAUCUGGCUUGUAAUUUUCUAUCGCAAGUCUUGUGGACACUGCAUAAGCUACUCUAAACCUUUUUCACAAUUCUGCCUUUCUGUAAAGAGUAACUCAAUAUUCAUUCUCCUUAAGGUGACUUUACUGAUUAUCUGAAGAUUGGAAUUGGGCACUUCAUCUCGGAUCUGUGGAUUGUGAAGAUGAAACUAAUAUGAAUUUAUGUUAUCGUUUCAAAGUACAAGGAGUUCCCACUCUUAGGUUCCUUUCCACGAAAAACAGUAAACAAAUGUCCGAAGAAAUUCCAGCCGAGCGAAACGUGACAUUACUGAGGAAAAGCAUUGCCUCAAAGUUAGUUAAUGUUUCUGCUCUUCAGCUCUCAAGGGAUUUAGCAGUUAAUGAUCCAAUAAUUGUUACGGGUAGCGAUAUCGAAGUAAACGCUCUGCUGGUACUGGAUUAUAGUCUCCUUCUAAAACGAGAGAUCCGAAGCGUAGUAAAACCAGGCUUAAAGGAAAUCGAUGUCACGAAUCGUCUUUCUGGUGAAGUAAUUGUUAGGGGUCCCGAGGAACAGGUGAGGAUGGUACUUGAUCGAAUUGCAGGUAGUAAGCCAAGGUUGGAAGAAGACAGUCAGCCAGAAAUAGAUGUUAAAACAACACCAAUCCAAGUCAAAUAUCCACCGGUUUACGCGGUUGAUGUCUAUCGGUCACUAAGUAUGCUACUACAGUCUGAUGUUGGUGCACGUGAUAAAAUUGAGGGGCCGGCCUUAGAAGCUCUUAAAGAAUUUUUGGACAUGUUGUAUGAGAUUCUUCCAGCUUCUCAGGAAUAUAAAGCUCACCUGUCUGGAAUUUCCGUUUGGUUAAAUUCUAAAGCAAGUAUUACGGGUCAAGAAUGGGUUGCGUAUCUUGAAGGAAUCCAAUUCCCUUUAUAUAAAGGACCAUUUAUGGCGUGUAAUGGAAGCAAACCACAUUUUCGAGGAUAUCCAUGCGGUUUAUGGACUUUAUUUCAUGCAUUAACCGUAGAGCAGUACCUAUUAUCAUCCUCUAGUCCAGAUCAUCAAGUUGAUUCAAUCGCUCAUGCUUUAGGUCGUUUCAUCCCUCGAUUCUUUUCAUGUACAUACUGUGCAUUUCAUUUUGCAUUGAAUACAGCAAAUUUAGCAAGACCAGGGGAAUCUAUCUUACCGGAAAAUCGUGUCACUCCUAAUUCAAAUGAAUUUGUAUUUGAUGAAUCAGUUAUUCCUACUUUGCCUAAAGCUCCAGAGACUCCUAGAGAUACUGUAUUAUGGUUGCAUGCAAUACAUAAUCGUGUAAAUAAACGUUUAGCUGGCCAACCAUCAGAAGAUCCAACUGCACCUAAAAUUCAAUUUCCACCGUCUUAUUUAUGUCCUACCUGUUGGUCACAUAGUUCAACAGGUGAAUUGGAAUUAGGUAAAACUCCAGAGACUGAAGAAACAUUAUUUCAAUUUCUUGUUGAACGAUAUCGUGCAUCAUCUUGGAAGUAUGUGGAUUUACCUACAGUAUUCAUAACAAAUGCUGUGGAGUUGAAAACUGAACAACCAGUUCCCGAUCUGUUAAUAAUAUCCAUUAUUUCCGUUGUACUUACAAUAUUAGCAGCUGUCAUUUUACUUGCCGGUUUACGUUUCCUAUGUCGUCGUCGUAGAUUAUUCCGUCGAAGACGAGGACAGUAUACAGGUGGACAGUCAGUUUAAAUAUAAUUUAUAUUACCAAACAAAAUAUUAACAAUGAUAAUUUUCGAAGAUUUAUUUUUUGUGAAUAAUUAAUGAAUAAAAACUUUGAUCCAGCUGUUUCUCAAAGUAAUUUUUGCGACUUUCCCCUUUCAAAUAAAAUGGUUUUUUAUGGACAUCAAACUGACUUUGAUGAACUACUAUUUUUUUCCAUUGUUUAUUAAUCAUUUUUAUUAUUCUAUCCUUAUUUCUUACAGCUUUUUUGUCUAUUCUGAUUUACUUUUAAAUAUUAUGACACUAUUUUGGUAGUUUGCUAUUCUUCACCUCUUUCUUCUAUACAUAGAAUAAACUGGGUAUAAGUAAACAUUAGAGACCAUUAGUUUGUAUCACUACUACUGUUGUUGUUUUCAGUGGUUGCAUUCUCAUAAAUACCUCCAAAGGGUUAUAUUUGAACGUUGUUUUCUUAAAAUAUAUACACGUAUUCCUUUAUUUUUAAGGUUUUGCUUGGUUUUUCUUUUUUUUUGAAAGUUUCUCAGCCUGUUGCAUUUUGUUUUAAUGUACUGUAUUCUUCCACAUGGUAUUUUUGCUUUUUUUUUAAAUAUUACCUUAACGUCUUCCAUAAUUUACUGUGUUUGUGUGUAUGUAGUGGUGGAGUUUUCUACAAUUUCAGUUGAUCAAUCAUUUGUUCUAUCUUGAUACUUUAUCCAGUUUACUUUAAUCAAUAAAACAAUGUUUUAUAAGUUAAUAUAGUUGGAAUUUAUAGUCCUGAUAAAUAAUAAAUUCUUAUGGACGCAAAUAAAUAAAUAAUAAUUAGGAGAAAUAACAAUGAAUUAGGUUGCAGUACAUAGGUAAAAUGGGAUUAUUGAGGUAGCUCUGUGGUCUAUGCUACUCAUAUAUGUCGACAUAAGUAGUAUGUAACACCAAUUGGAAGUGGAAAACUUGGUAGCAAAAGCCUAUAAGGGUCGACUUGAAGAAAAUAGAAAAGGGAUUUGAAAGGAUCAUAAAGUGUGGGAGACAAAUGAUGGAAAUUCCCAAAUUAAGUAUUCAAUGUACGGUUCUCAUAUUUUACCAAGUGAUUCUGUAAUUUCGGUAAUAAGAGACAUUUGGUUGUCUCCACUUGUGUUGUCGUUCACUACAGCUCAUUGCCUUUAAUGAAAAUAAUGCAACUAAAUUGGUAGUAUUUGAUUUAAACUAAAGUAACUAAACGAACAUAAUAAUGCUUAUUAAUUAUUGACCGAUCAAUCCUGCAGGUUAAAUCACGAGUAACAUGGGAGUUACCAAUGGACUAAUACCAUAUAAAUUAUUGUAUAACUAUUCAGUAACUAGAUUAAAUAUAUCCACAUCCCUCUUAUUAUAAGCUUUAUUUUGACCCAUAGACUAUUAUGAUACGGUUUACUACUUUUAAAUUGUACUCAGUUUAUCAAUUACCGUCUUCCACGUUCACAGCCACUUCUCGGUUUGAUCUUGCACUAAUGUUAUUUCCUAUUUUAUGUUGUGAUGUGGCCUGUUUGGCUGGUAUAUAAACCAAG